AUGCUAUUGAAAGCUAUAUGCAAGACAUCCUUUCGAACCCUGACAACCAAAUCAGUCCUCAGCAGCAAGCCUACCAGUGUAUUAGCACCUCUGCAACAGUACGCUCCUACAUUUUAUACGAGUGGAGACAAUAUAAAACCGCUCUAUCAACCAUCUGAUUUCUACUCGCAUCUAAAAUCUAGCAUAUUGUCUGCCAAAGAACGCGUGUUCAUCGCUGCCUUGUAUAUUGGCCAAAGUGAGCAAGAGCUAGUGGACACAUUGCGCCUUGCGUUGGAAAGGACACCCACGCUUCAAGUGGAUGUGUUGAUCGAUUGCCUUAGAGGAACAAGAGCUUCCAAAGGACAGAGCUCUGCAACCCUACUUUUGCCAUUAAUCAAGGACUACCCCAAUCAAAUCAACAUUGCCAUGUAUCAUACGCCUGAUCUCACUGGUAUUCUGAAAAAGACGUUGCCUCAGAGAUUCAAUGAGAGCAUUGGCUUGAUGCACUUGAAGGUGUAUGGAUUUGACAACUCUGUCAUGUUGAGCGGUGCCAAUCUAAGCACGGAUUACUUUACCAACCGCCAGGAUCGUUACAUGAUAUUCGACAAUCAGAAAGCACUGACCGGUUACUAUCAUGACCUGUUGAAAUUGGUGUCAGACUGUUCUUAUCAAUUGAAUUUGCCCCAGCGUCAGGAGCAAUCCUACUCGCUCACGAUCAAGGACGACACGGCGGAUCCAGUCAAGGACAGCAGACGAUACAGACGACAAGUGCAUCAGCGUUUACAGCAGUUUAUUCAAGCGCAAGAGGAAAAGGAGCACUGUGAGGAGGAUGGCAGCGCGGAUACGGCCGUGCUCCCUGUGAUUCAGAUGGGACCCUUUCACAUUCGCCAAGACGAACGACUCACUUUGGAGCUGCUCAACAUUGCUAAUCGUCAGCAAGACAAUCCUUGGACCAUUCAUCUCACGUCGGGAUACUUUAAUUUCACCGAGAAAUACAAGGCGUUUAUUCUAAAAACUCGUGCUCGUUUUAGAUUCUUGACAGCCUCACCCGAAGCCAACGGAUUCUUCAACUCCAAGGGCGUAUCCAGGUUUUUACCACCAGCAUAUACCUUUAUAGAACGGCAAUUUUAUAGACAAGUCAAGAGAGCAGGCAGACAAUCCGAAAUCUCGAUUGAAGAGUACAAGAGGCCAGGGUGGACGUAUCAUGCAAAGGGAUUGUGGGUGAAUUUGGGUGCGGACGAUACUUUGCCUUCAGCUACUAUGAUAGGAUCCCCUAAUUUUGGACAGAGAUCGAGCGAAAGAGAUUUGGAGGCACAGGCAUUGGUGAUUACAAAGAAUGAGAACCUAAGAAGGGCACUACACAAGGAGGUGGAUUUGCUACAUCAACAUUCUGAAGUCGUUUCUAAUGAAACGUUUGCUAAAUUAGACAGACAAGUGCCAAAUGGCGUCAAGAUAGCAACUGCCUUUGUUAAAACCAUGCUGUAA
Molecule: messenger RNA, 1464 nt
Organism: Mucor velutinosus
Lineage: Eukaryota; Fungi; Mucoromycota; Mucoromycetes; Mucorales; Mucoraceae
Gene: ADK2
Product: Adenylate kinase 2
Exons: 5
Coding region: 1-1464 (487 amino acids)
Biological process (GO): cardiolipin biosynthetic process
Cellular component (GO): mitochondrion
Molecular function (GO): CDP-diacylglycerol-glycerol-3-phosphate 3-phosphatidyltransferase activity
Source: RefSeq, a predicted model, not a curated record